Messenger RNA from Lycium barbarum (goji berry), 696 nucleotides. RefSeq lists its product as uncharacterized. Lineage: Eukaryota; Viridiplantae; Streptophyta; Magnoliopsida; Solanales; Solanaceae. The coding region runs from base 1 to 696 and encodes 231 amino acids. The record is from RefSeq and is a predicted model, not a curated record. The transcript has a single exon.
AUGGCUGACACCUCCAAGUUGCAUCCUGCGACUACCGUCACCAAUAUUAAAUCAUGCAUCCCUGUUGUGCUUGACUACGAAGAAAGCCAAUACAAUAACUGGGCUACCCUCUUCAAGCUCCAUUGUCAUGCAAACUUGGUCAUUGACCACAUCCUACCUCCUGCCUCCCCCACCGUGCCACCACCGGCAACUGCAACCGAAAAACUUGCUGCUAAAGCCCUAUGGGAACGGCUGGAUGACAUUGUUCGGCAAUGGAUAUAUGGUACGAUAUCGAAUGAUCUUCUCAACACGAUCAUUCAUCAAGAGGACAUCGCAGCCGAAGCUUGGGACCGUCUUGUUCAUCUCUUUCAGGACAACAAAUCGGCUAGGGCUCUUGCUCUUGAUGUAAAAUUCACCAACACAAAAUUGGUGGAUUUUCCGAAUGUGAAAGCAUACUGUACCAGGCUGAAAGUUCUUACAGACAAUCUCGCCAACGUCGGUCACAAAGUUUCCGACGAACGACUUGUGCAUUGUCUUCUGCGAGGGUUCUCGAAGGAAUAUAAAACUUUUCGCAUGGCGGUGCAGCACCGUACUCCUCUCCCAUCUUUUGACGUUGUCCGGUCGAUGCUUGAGCUUAAGGAGGAUAGCCAUGCCGAGGACGCCAUUCAUGACUCCGACUCGAAUGCUGCUCUUGUUUCCCACAAUGUUACUCCUUAG